AUGCAGACCUCCAUGCGCGGAAGUGGGCUGCGGAGUCACUUUAUGGGUGCUCAGAGGGCAUCGCUCGUGCGCCCUGUCGCCGCCAGCCGCACCAGGCAGCAGGUGGCCACCCAGGCCCUCUUCGGUUUUGGCGCAAAGAAGGAGGACGCUGGCGCAGCCCCCAAGCUCUACAUCUGCAUCCAAUGCGGCUGGAUUUACGAUGGGGACUUCCCAAAGGCCCCUGGCUCCUUCAAGUGCCCGGCUUGCCAGGCCCCCAAGUCCAGGUUCAAGAUCUACAAGGGCAAGCUCUCCGGCAAGGUCAGCAACACCGGCGCCGCCAUGAAGCAGCGCUUCCAGGCUAAGCAGUGGUGA
Molecule: messenger RNA, 351 nt
Organism: Monoraphidium neglectum
Lineage: Eukaryota; Viridiplantae; Chlorophyta; Chlorophyceae; Sphaeropleales; Selenastraceae
Product: rubredoxin
Exons: 5
Coding region: 1-351 (116 amino acids)
Molecular function (GO): iron ion binding
Source: RefSeq, a predicted model, not a curated record